Eublepharis macularius is the source of this 2927-nucleotide messenger RNA. RefSeq names its product PDZ and LIM domain 7 (gene PDLIM7). Gene Ontology annotation, cellular component: adherens junction; filamentous actin; stress fiber. Gene Ontology annotation, biological process: heart development; muscle structure development; actin cytoskeleton organization. The coding region runs from base 106 to 1398 and encodes 430 amino acids. The record is from RefSeq and is a predicted model, not a curated record. Gene Ontology annotation, molecular function: actin binding; muscle alpha-actinin binding. The transcript has 14 exons. NCBI's taxonomy places the organism in Eukaryota, Metazoa, Chordata, Lepidosauria, Squamata, Eublepharidae.
AUAUAAGGCGCUUCCCCGUGGGCACUGCGGCUGAGACAGUGCUGCGGUGGCUGAGUAGCCGGUCCCGCCUUAAGGAGGGGGUGGUCGCCUGGGUCCCCUGCAGAUAUGAGUGACAUGGAUUCAUACAAGGUGGUGCUGGAUGGACCAGCACCUUGGGGGUUCCGGCUGCAGGGUGGCAAGGACUUUAACAUGCCCUUAUCCAUCUCUCGGCUUACUCCUGGGGGCAAGGCAGCACAGGCAGGUGUGGGAACAGGUGACUGGGUACUAAGCAUCGACGGGGAGAACACCAGUGUCUUGACUCAUAUUGAAGCACAAAACAAGAUCCGUGCCUGCGGGGAUAAGCUUGCCCUCAGCCUGAGCAGAGUCCAAAACCUCCUAGGUAAACCUCAGAAGGUAAAGUCACUCAGUAGAAAAGAGCAAGACCUGCCGGCCUUCCUCCCCAAUGACUCCAGCAAAAAGAGACUUAUUGAGGACACGGAAGACUGGCGACCGCGAACUGGCACCACCCAGUCCCGUUCUUUCCGCAUUUUGGCCCAUCUCACAGGCACAGAAUUCAUGCAAGACCCGGAUGAUGAGCAUGUUAGGAAAGCCAGCCAGGUCUCCAUACCAGAUCUGUCUUCUGCGCCAACCUUGAAAGUGGAGCCUGGAUACGGCUCUGCUGUGCCAAAACCUGCCCCUGUCUCUGGCCCUGCCAGUCGCCCCCCCUGGGCUGUGGAUCCUUCCUUUGCUGAGCGCUAUGCCCCAGAUAAAACCAGCACGGUACUGAGCAAGCACAGUCAGCCGGCCACCCCAACACCAAUGCAGAACCGCAAUUCCAUUGUCCAGGCUGCACAGCAACCACCUGAGAGUGCCAGCAAAACACCCAUCUGCUACCAGUGUAACAAGAUUAUCAGGGGGCGUUAUCUGGUGGCUUUGGGACGCUACUACCAUCCUGAGGAGUUCACCUGCUCGCAGUGCAGGAAGGUGCUGGAUGAGGGUGGCUUUUUUGAAGAGAAAGGCUCCAUCUUCUGCCCCAAGUGCUAUGACAUGCGCUAUGCCCCAAACUGUGCCAAGUGCAAGAAGAAGAUCACAGGGGAAAUUAUGCAUGCUCUGAAGAUGACUUGGCAUGUUCAGUGCUUUAUUUGUGCUGCCUGCAAAACACCUAUCCGCAAUCGAGCCUUCUACAUGGAAGAAGGGCAGCCAUACUGUGAGAGAGAUUACGAGAAGAUGUUUGGAACCAAAUGCCGUGGAUGUGACUUCAAGAUAGAUGCUGGGGAUCGCUUCCUAGAGGCUCUCGGCUUCAGCUGGCAUGAUACUUGCUUCGUCUGUGCGAUCUGCCAGAUCAACUUGGAAGGAAAGACAUUCUACUCCAAAAAGGACAAGCCUCUCUGCAAGAGUCAUGCUUUCUCCCAUGUGUGAAGAGGGGAAUGUGGUGGUGGGGAGAUGCUGGCUGCCCAAGCUGUUGCUCAGCCCCUGUAUUUCUUUUCCGCCACGUUUUUCUCCUGGCCUGUUUGUAGAGCUGAUCCCCAAGCACAAUCAUUCCCAGUUGGGGGUACAAUGCUCAGGGUCCCCUUUGGGAAAAUUCAGGUACAUGGAUUCAGACAAUUACUUCUUAAUAACAUUUUCAUUCUGCACAAGCAUCAGGUGACAGGCACUUACCCAUUCUAGGCUGUGGGGCCCUAGUGUUCUUAGCUUGAAGGAUUUGCUUACACCUCUGUUGUAUAGUUGCAACCAAAGAGGGGAUGCCCCUGGGAUGUUACUCCAUGCUGAUGUUAGUGCUGUUGCAAAGUAGGCAUCAGUAGAGAUCUGGGCCUCCUGUUCUCUCUGGGCUGAUUCACACAUUAUAAACUUACUGAUGCAGUCUGGAGGUUCCACGCUGGGAUCUUAACUCCCAGGUGCCGUGGUCCCUAUUUUGGAUCAGGAUUGUGUAGGGGACUUUAGCCUGCUGCAUUUGCCUAACCUGAAACUGCCCAGGGAAGCUGCUUUUUGCCCCACUGGGGAGUUUUACAUUUACUAAAGGCUUUAGAGAAGUUUUCCAAAUAGGGGGGGGGGGGAAAGCAGCUCCGAUUUUUCAGCUGGGAAAACAGUGUGUGUGUGUUUGUGUGUGGGAUUUUAAUCCCCCUUUCCACCCCUGCACAACAGUCCUGACCCAAACUGGGCCCCCACAGUGCAAUUUUUUCCAGCAAGGAACUCCCAGCACAUGUCUGGGCUAAAGUCCUCACGGUGGCCACAGGAGCUUUAUAGGUGGUGAAUUGGCCCUCAGAUGUAUGACUGGCAGUGUUUGCAUAUCCUUUUGGGUAGCAGCUCUUCCCGAAGCUUGACUCUGGAUGAGGCUUGUUCUCAUUACUCCCUGCUUGCUUUGCAACAAAAUUACCACAUUCUCCUUUCUCCCCCAGUAAGGGAAUGUGAUAAAGGAAUGGUCCAGGCUGGCUUCAUAAUGCCUGUCGUUGUGCCUUUUUGUCCACAUUCGUCAUUUAAUAGCAGAGGACCACACUCAGCCAUACAGAAAUUGUUUUUCCUAAAGCCAAGACCAGAAAACUUAUCAUUCCACCCCACCCCCGCCCACAAGCUUUGUCUGUUACGUAAGUAUUAGCAGAGAAGACCCUGUCUCCAGGGUAGACCAUUAUGCGGUCAGCUGCAGCCAAACAAGUAAAAAUAAUUUGAGAUGCCCUGGAAAACAGAGGAGUUGCAAGGUCCGGUCUCUUCUCCACACCAGCAGAAGCUGCUUCUCUUGCACCAAGAGAUGAACCGUCACUUCCCAGUACACAGUGCUGCAUUUGCUCACAGCUCUAGGCUGUGUGUGGCUCUGGAGCUUCCCUGCCAAAGAGUUACUAUUAUUUUUGUUUGUGUUGUAAGUCUGUUUCCCAGGACCAUACUGUCCAGCUGGUUGUUUGUCAUUCUUUGCCACUUCAGUGGAGCCUUUAGUGCCUAAUAAAUAUGUCUUUUGA